GAGUGAAGUUUCACUAAGACCUGUUCAUGUGUUGUAACUUGUAUGUUAGUUGUUAUGCCUGAAGGGUGUAUGUAAAAAUUCCUGAACUAAAACUGAUCAGCUCUUUUUCUUUUUUCUCCUCUUAAAAGGGAAAUUGCUAGUUUGACAAAGUUCAAAGAUUGAGUUUGUGGGGUUCAAUUUUAUAGUGUGUGAAGUAAUGUCACAAAGUUUUGAAACAUACUAUUCCUUCACUUGGUUUUUGGAGUUGUGUUAGUGUGAUAACACAGAACUCAUAUAGGAAUCUUUCUUUCUGAAACUUGUUAAGUGCUAAUUAGACAAACUUUGAGUUGGAAAAAAGUAUUAAAGUAGUUACUUCAAGUGGUUGACCUUGAGGAAGAAGAAACUACCAUCACCAUGGAAAUGGAAGGGAGGGGAUUCUCUGGCUUGUACAAGAACACAAGUGAUGAGUUGUUCCUCAAGACUGUGAUUGAGAGCCCUAUUGGAAUGCCAGUUCCGACCAUGGAGACCUUGGGAUUCAAGAAUGUUUCUCAAAGCUUUCGCGUCGACAGCGAGGAGCUCUUCAAACGCUGGCUAACUAAUGGAGAGGUUUACAAUUCAUCAAGCAUGGGACUUAACAGGCGAUUAUCAAAGAGGGUGUCCACAGAACUCGCUAAUGUGUCUAAUCAGCAGCAUGUUGGUGUAAUUUCAGAAGAAAGAAGCAAUGACAAAUCAUAUGUACAAACUAAUAACCCUUUAUCCAAUGAUGUUUCAGGUGACUUUAAUUUUUCAGUCAGAGAUCCUGCAGAUAGAGAACUGCAACCUGGUAACUUGUUCCUGGCCAAGGCAUGGUUUCUUAGCGAUCAAAGAAUGACUAGGAGCCGGUCGUCCGAAUUGAGGAGGAGGUAUACUGAAAUGCAAAAUGCGCAGGCAGCACAAGGUAUCGAAUCUAUGUGCAUGGUGCCUCAACAUGGUGAUGGUAUUGACACUCUGAAACAAGAAGCAGCAAAUUUAAAUGGUAUUGAUUAUCACUCAAUGUAUGAGCUUCCAAACCAGCAGCGAUCAUUCAUGACUCCAUCCAACUCAUCUUCAUCUACCUUCAAGACACUUCAAUUCGGUGAUGCAGAUAAAGUUUCAUCUUCUGUGAGCAUACUAAAAGACACACUGCAACGCAAGAGAGCCGAGAAGGAAGCCGCAGAUAAAAGCCUAAAUGGAAUCUUCUGUCCUCAAGAACCUGUUUUCCAAACUAGUUUUCUUGAAGGACAAGAAAAUUGGAGUCAUCAGAAGCCAGUGAAUGUUCAAGCUAUGUCCAAUGGCCAAGUUGAUCACGGAGUCCUGCAAACGCUCGAAGGAUCGAUGAACUUUGUUAUGGAUAGCUUUGCUAAUCAGACAAACCAAAUGUAUAUAGGGACAGCUUCACAAGAACCUUCUCAAAGUGAAUCCUCCGCUGCUGCACCUGUUGUCUCCUCUGGUUUAGAUGCUUGUGAAGGUCCCAGCAAUUCAAAUCAAACUCUCGGCGAGAGCUCAUGGAAACAAGUGGGAGUGAGUAAAAGUUCCGAGAAUACUCAAAAUAAAGUCAAAGGUUUCAGAGAACAGAUAAUGGAUAAUCUCAAAGAUGAUCGAAAGAGGAGAAGUCUAGACAGAUAUGGAUCUGUAUCAUCAGCAGUCUCAGAGGAAAAAGUAGACACUACAAAAAAGCGCAGGGUGGAACGUUCAAGGAAAAUGGCUGAGGCAAAGGAAAGAAACUUAACACCAUCAGUUCCCUCGGACAUGCAAGCUGUCUUGAAGCGGUGCGAGACCCUUGAAAAGGAAGUCCGGUCGCUAAAACUUAAUCUGUCCUUCAUGAAUAGGAAGGAUUCUGAACAGACAAAACAGAUAGAAGACCUUCAGAAGCAGAACGAAGAGUUGGCAGACGAAAAAGAGCGCCUCCUAGAAGAGAUUGAAAGAAUGUUAUCAGAAAAUGGAAAAAUCUAAUGCUUUUGUAUCUCACCAUAGUUAAGUUAUGGGGGACAGUUUAGGCCAACACCUGAUAAAUAGUGAACCUCUGAAAUCUAUUUGCAAAAUAUUCCGUAAAUCUCAUAUUGAUUUUGUAACUUGUAAAAUCUAACUGUUAUCUGAGAUUUGAGAAGUGCAGAUUAGGAUAUCAUAUUGCUAAUGAAUUUGGUGAACUAGAACAUGAAUCUAAUGUACUUAUAAAGCUUAGCAUCAUUUAGGGUUGUAAGAAAUGUGCAAAUGCUAGUAGGCUAUAUAACAAGUGUUUGGCAUUCGGAUUCCAUCUA
This is a messenger RNA of Arachis ipaensis, 2255 nucleotides long. RefSeq names its product protein CYCLOPS-like. Gene Ontology annotation, cellular component: nucleus. The record is from RefSeq and is a predicted model, not a curated record. Gene Ontology annotation, molecular function: sequence-specific DNA binding. Gene Ontology annotation, biological process: arbuscular mycorrhizal association. Lineage: Eukaryota; Viridiplantae; Streptophyta; Magnoliopsida; Fabales; Fabaceae.